Messenger RNA from Raphanus sativus (radish), 2048 nucleotides. RefSeq names its product L-ascorbate oxidase homolog. The coding region runs from base 143 to 1774 and encodes 543 amino acids. Lineage: Eukaryota; Viridiplantae; Streptophyta; Magnoliopsida; Brassicales; Brassicaceae. The transcript has 8 exons. Gene Ontology annotation, molecular function: oxidoreductase activity; copper ion binding. The record is from RefSeq and is a predicted model, not a curated record.
CCCUUCUCACUCCCCCCCUUAAAUUUACAUAACUCAGUGUGUGUCUACUCAUAUCUCUCGCUCUCUUGUCUCUCUGUCUCUCGUUCUCUCUCUCUUUACCAUUAGAAACGCCGCCAUUCAACUCUCUCUCUCGUUAAAAAAGAUGGCAGCGGCUGCGGGAAGAUCCGGAGGCACCGUCCUAUUGCUCUGCUUCUCGUUCUUCGCCUUGGUCACUGCCGAUAGUCCAUACCGAUUCUUCGACUGGAAUGUAACAUACGGUGACAUUUAUCCUCUCGGUGUUCGUCAACAGGGGAUAUUGAUUAAUGGACAAUUUCCGGGACCCGACAUUCACAGUGUGACAAACGACAAUCUCAUCAUUAACGUACACAACAGCUUAGACGAGCCUUUCUUAAUAUCUUGGAAUGGAGUACAGAAUAGGAGAAACUCUUAUGUUGAUGGAAUGUAUGGAACGACUUGUCCAAUUCCACCAAGGACCAACUACACAUAUAUUUUGCAAGUGAAAGACCAAAUUGGAAGCUUCUACUACUUCCCAUCCCUUGCAUUUCAUAAGGCAGCUGGUGGGUUCGGAGGCAUCAGAAUCCUUAGUCGUCCUGGAAUUCCAGUUCCAUUUGCUGACCCCGCAGGAGAUUAUACUGUCCUCAUCGGAGAUUGGUACAAAUCUAAUCACACGAAUUUAAAGGCGCGUCUUGACAGAGGAAGGAAGUUACCCUCGCCUGAUGGUAUUCUUAUCAAUGGCAGAAGCAACGGUGCUACGUUAAAUGUAGAGAAAGGAAAAACAUACAGGUUGAGGAUAUCAAACGUUGGAUUACAAAAUUCUCUAAACUUCAGAAUCCAAAACCAUAGGAUGAAGCUUGUGGAAGUCGAAGGGACACACACAAUGCAAACAAUGUUUUCGUCACUUGACGUUCAUGUUGGCCAGUCUUACUCUGUUCUCAUUACUGCCGACCAAUCUCCACGUGACUACUACGUGGUUGCUUCCUCUCGGUUCACUGAUAAGAUCAUAACAACCACCGGCAUUCUUCGAUACAGUGGUUCUUCUACUUCAGCUUCUGGUCCAAUUCCCGGUGGUCCCACCAUUCAAAUUGAUUGGUCCUUAAACCAAGCACGUGCCAUCAGAACCAACUUGACAGCCAGUGGACCAAGACCAAACCCACAAGGAUCAUAUCAUUAUGGUCUAAUACCACUCAUUAGGACUAUUGUGUUUGGUAGCUCAGCGGGGCAGAUAAAUGGGAAGCAAAAAUACGGUAUCAAUAGUGUGUCAUUUGUGCCUGCGGAUACACCUCUAAAACUUGCCGACUUCUUCAAGAUAAGCGGGAUUUAUAAGAUCAAUAGCAUCUCAGACAAACCCACAGGGAGAGGUUUAUACCUUGACACCUCUGUUUUGCAAGUCGCUUAUCGAACGUUUAUCGAGAUUGUAUUCGAGAACAAAGAGAAUAUCGUUCAAAGUUAUCAUCUCAAUGGUUACUCCUUCUGGGUUGUUGGGAUGGAUGGUGGACAGUGGAAGACCGGGAGCAGAAACGGGUACAAUUUACGUGAUGCAGUUUCCCGUUCAACUGUCCAAGUGUAUCCAAAAUCAUGGACAGCCAUUUACAUUGCGUUGGACAACGUGGGAAUGUGGAAUCUAAGGUCCGAGUUUUGGGCAAGACAGUAUUUGGGACAACAGCUCUACUUGCGUGUCUUUACAACAUCGACAUCUUUGAGAGAUGAGUACCCUAUCCCAAAGAACUCGCAUCUGUGUGGCCGGGCAAAAGGACAACAUACUAGGCCUUUGUAAGAAAGACGUACGACCUUACAUGAAAAUCGUAUCGAUACAGGUUUAAGUUAUGUGUUAUUCUUGCUAAGACUUGCAAUAUUAUAAUGAGAGAGGAUGGUAGUAAUAAUAUAGUUUGAAAUGAUCUCACCUCGAGGUCUCAAUUGUAUUUUUUUUCUCUUUUGCUUAAACGAGGUCUCAAUUGUUGUUUUUUUUUUGCUUCCAAAUUCUCAUUUUUCUGAUGAUGUAUUUGUUAUUGAUGUUCUUAUUUAUAUAUCUGGAUAUUUCUCUUGGGUUA